GUCUGACUAUGGGAUUGGUCACCUGCGUAUCAUCAACUACACUCCGGCAGAGUAGCGAAGUAUUCUAGGUUUUUUUUUUUCCCGGCUAUCACACCCGCAAAAACCCAAAACCUCAGGCCUCAGCCCCUGCUCUCUCUCUCUCUCUCUCUCUCUCUCUCUCUCUCUCUCAUGGCUCUCAGAUUCCGCCGCCUCAGAGAAAUCUCACGGCUUUUACCUCGAUUUUUCUUCAUCUCAGGUAUUCCUAAUCAACAGUUUAGAGGAAUGUUUCAUUCUUCAUUUGCAAACCCUUUAUCUUCCAUAUGGGUAAAAGCAAAUGCAAGCAUCAUAGAAAGGGGGUGUCAUGUUCACAGUUAUUUUUUAGGUGCUCGACAGUCACAGAAGCUACACAUGAGUCUUUUCCUGAAGUAGAUUUUUUGACAUUCAUCGAGUCCACUCUUGAUGAGGUUGAAGGUCCUCAUCACCGUUGGCUGAAUAGAACUGUGGAAAGUCAGGGUUCCUUCAGCAGGGAUGGGAUUUUCCUGGUUGUUGUGGGUGGGUUCCUUGAGGAUCCUAUAAUGUUUGGCUGUGAUCGUAUAAUAAUGUUUGAAAGAGUAAAAUUGCUUCAGCAGAGGUAUCCAAGUCUUCAUGUUUUUGGUUUUCAGUCUAGUAGUUCAGUGUCUUGUGUUGCCGCUCAAACUCGUGUAAUCCAGACGGUCAUGAAGGAGUAUAUUACGUUUCCUAUCUUGUUUUCUAAUAAGGAUUUUAUUGAGAUGAAAAAUGGGGCAUGCUGCUUGUUAUUUAAAGGUUUUAGGAGUCCUUUGCUUUAUCACAAAAAGGAUUUGGACCUUGGAAUGAUUAUCAAAGUGAUAGAAGAAUUCAAUGUGUUACAGAAUGCAAAUGUUGUUAUGGUACACAACUUGAAAAGCACUGGAGUGGGGAAAAGCACUGGAGUGGAGCCAGAUGUCAUUAAAGAUCUGCAUAUUUACUCUUUCAGAAAUUUACUUCUAUAUUUUCCUGGUUGCAUUUCUGCUGAUGAAGAUGGAGGUCGCUUAUUCCUUUCUGACACCAAUCAUCACCGGAUCAUCAUAACCGAUUGCAAGGGGAAAAUGUUAGACUGUAUUGGUUCCUCCCCAGGUUCUGAGGAUGGGGAAUUUGAGUCUGCCAAAUUAUUGCGGCCUGCAGCUUCUUUUUAUCAUGCUGAUGAGGAUUGCUUAUAUUUUGUGGACUCAGAGAAUCAUGCAAUCAAGAGAGCUAAUAUGGAAACAAGAGUGCUGGAAACAGUGUACCCAUUACGUAGUUCAGAUAAAAGAGUUGGUAGUUUAUGGACUUGGAUCCUAGAUAAGCUGGGAAUGGGAAGAGAAGCUGAUCCAUUGCCAAUGGAAUUUGACGGGGACUCGGUUGCUUUUCCUUGGCAUUUGAUGAAAUCAGAGGGAAAUGAUCUAUUUAUUAUUAAUCGCAGUUUUGAAACUUUAUGGAUUAUGGAUGCAGCUACAGGGGAGAUCAAAGAAGUACUUAAAGGAUUUCCAAAGAUUAUGGAGAUCUGUGGGCAGAUGAUCAUGAGGAAAGUAUCCUUGUUGAAGGAGAUUUUAGGUGAUUGGUUGCAGCAGAAUGUAGAUCCUAGCUAUUCAUUAGGACUUUCAUAUGCUGGGUUGAUGUCGUCCUUUGCGACUAUUCAGAGUGAUAUAGUAUUUUGCGAUACAGCUGGUCAGAGAGUUUUGAAGUUUCAUAAAGGAUCUAGAGAUGUCUCAAGUCUACAGUUUUCAAACUUUGGGAUUCUUGGGCUACCAUAUUGGUUAGCUUACCCUCUGGAGAGGGUUUCUGUUCGUGAAGAUUUAUAUGGGAGACCAAGAAAUGAUCAUCUUCAGUAUUUUGAUGUGCUACCAGGAAGGUGCGACAUACGAGUGAAUAUUGACAUUCCAGAGGGUACUGAGCUUGCAGCACCAUUACAAGAAGGUUGUAUCUGGUGCCAAGCAAGAGGAUCUGCUGUUGAAGUCUCAGGAUCAGAAAGUGGGGCUGCAUCUUCUGACAAGGUGGGCGUUGCUCAACAGUGGUAUGAUGAGUUAGAUAACCUUGCCUUCUCAAAACCUGAGGUGGUAUCGAAUUUCCAGGAUGAGGAGGAAACUGCAGAUAGAAGCUCUGAAGAAGAUAACAUGGUGCAUAUCAAUUGUGCUGUUAAUAUCAGUCCUGGAACCAGUGAGGUUGUUGUUAAUGCGGUGCUCUACUUGAAGCUCAAUGAUAUGCAUGGUUCUCACCGCGAUCAGGAGGACAUGAGAACUGCAGAGAUGGUACUCGACAUCUCCAACCAUGACAGAAGCCUGAAAUGGGGUGGUGAUGCAUGUGCCCAGUUGCUGUUAGAAUCGCACCAUGAUCUGAGAGACUUGGUCUUCGCGAAACCUUUGCAUCUGAGGAUCAGGUUUGAGUGUGGGGACCACCCAACGUCCGAUAAUUCCACCAAAGAAAUCGUCUUCACAGACUCUUCCAUCGUGGUCAAUGUAACUCUUACUUAGCCUGUAAUUUUAUGGUGUUUGUUGUAGCAAAUUAUAGUUUUGGUUCCUAUUUAUCAAAUAAUUAGCACCAUUCAUUUCA
This is a messenger RNA of Magnolia sinica, 2565 nucleotides long. RefSeq lists its product as uncharacterized. The transcript is spliced from 17 exons. Lineage: Eukaryota; Viridiplantae; Streptophyta; Magnoliopsida; Magnoliales; Magnoliaceae. The record is from RefSeq and is a predicted model, not a curated record. The coding region runs from base 300 to 2486 and encodes 728 amino acids.